This is a messenger RNA of Schistosoma turkestanicum, 1806 nucleotides long. Lineage: Eukaryota; Metazoa; Platyhelminthes; Trematoda; Strigeidida; Schistosomatidae. The record is from the annotation of a GenBank genome assembly.
AUGGAGUUAAUGACAGAACGUUAUUUCCAAAGACCAAUUCAACAUAGUCACAGUGCGUCAAAUUUACCAGAUCUUUUACAGUCAUCGGGAUCUACAGGAAGAUUUGAAAAUAUAACGGAAGGUAGUUAUCCAGCUAUUUACACACAUAGGAACACUAAGUCAUUUGCACCUUGGCGUCCUCAGUCUUAUUUUUCAUCUGACCGUUUAUCUUAUAUUGAUGGUGCUAAGUCUGCGCAACUGGGUCCCAUGGUUAACGCUAGUGGGGGUUGGCUAGAUUUGCAUGAACUGGAAGGUUUGAGAGUUCCUUCCGUAUACUCAGCUGCACGCAACGCCUUAUGCACAAGAUAUACAUUGGCCGAUUGGAAUAAGGACAACGUAAAUCAACUGACAAAUUCGGAGCAAGCAAGAAAGAAAGCUGAACAUAUACGAGAAAGCGGAGAGCGUUUAGGAAUUGAAGCAGAUGAUAGAACCAAACGAGCACAACAAGAAGUUGGCAAGCUACUUGGUCAAAGAAUUAAUGAUAUAAAUUAUAUGAAAAAUCAAUUAAAUGAUGAAAUUGACGCACUUGUCAAUGAAAUGAAUAAAUUAAAUGAUGCUAAACGAAUUGCUGAAAAAGUAUUCGCUGAACUUGAAAAUCCAUUACAUAUUACACAAGAAUGUUUAUAUCAUCGUGAAAAACGUCAGUCGACUGAUCUUGUACAUGAUCAUCCAGAAAAAGCAUUAUUAAGAGAAAUUGAUGGAAUAAAAACUAGUCAAGAUCAAGUUAGAAAUAUCAUAAAUCGUGCUGCAGCUCAAUUAGGAAUAUUACGUGAAAUAGCAGAAUUACAAGAAUCGAUUGAUCAAUUGGUUAGUCAACUGGCCGAUACACAAAAAACACAUCAACAUCUACUGAACGUGAAAAGUCGUUUAGAAGUAGAUUUAGCAAUUAAAGUCAAUAGUUUAUAUAUUGAUCGUGAAAAAUGUUUAGGCCUGCGUAAAACAUUCCCAAUGAAUCCUGCGUUAAUAGCUCCAGCUUAAUUAAUUAAUCAAUUAAUUAAUUAAUUAAUUCAUUGUAUGCCAGAUGAAAAAAAAUCAUUGAACAAAUCAUUUGUUCUCUUUUCUCUCUUUUCUCUUCUGUUCGCUCUAUUUUUAACAAAAGAAAAUUGAACAUUCAACAUAGUACUUACUACUAGUGAAUAUUUGAUGAUGUUGUUGUUAUAAUGAUAAGCAACAAUUUAUUUUCCCUGUUCUUAUUCUUGUUAUUAUUAUCAUUAUGAUCUAUUUCGAUUUCUUUCUUCUCCUUUUGUGAUUAACAAAAAAAUAAUUCGAAUAACGAUGUGUAUGAUAUAUACUACUGUUUUUGUUAUUAAAUAAUCUUAAUAAUAAUAUUAGUAGUAUUACUACUAGUAGUAGUAGUAGUAUUAGUAGUAGUAUCGGAGAGCAGUUGUGUGCUGCACACAUUUGAUUUUGUGUAGACAACACAUCAUCAACUACUCAUUCACCUCUUGGUGUGUAUGUGCACUCUUCAUUUUACACUGACUGCAAUGCGUAUACACUAUAUAUCAUCUGUCUAUGUAUGCAUUGUGUGUUGUUUGUUGCUCAACGUGUGCUGCUGACCAACUGGUUGUUGUGUCAACAAUCAAUUGGUAUGUAAAUCAAUGAAUGCUCUCAAUCUCUGUAAGCUCUAGGGAAUUUUUGAAACGAGUAUCAGUGAUAGGCUGACAGUGUGAAGAACGCGCACUCAAAACAAACACACAGACUGUUAUGUAUUGAUUACGAUAAGUAGUUGGUUUGUCGUGUCUAGUUUUCUUUUUGUUCUGAUAAUUU